AAAGGACACCGUUCUGAAGUACCAGUUCGGCCAUGGUUUUAGCCCUGAUUUUGGACCUGGUUUCGGUCCUAGUUUUUCUGGUUUUCUGGGUUCAUUUGGAACCUGGGUUUGUCGAUUUCUUAAUUACUAUUACAGAGAAGGUGCAUAA
Molecule: messenger RNA, 148 nt
Organism: Dentiscutata erythropus
Lineage: Eukaryota; Fungi; Glomeromycota; Glomeromycetes; Diversisporales; Gigasporaceae
Source: the annotation of a GenBank genome assembly